UCACCGGAAGACGCGGAGGUCGAACAAAUGUCCUCUCGGGCAUGAUGCGGAGUAAGAUAGAUGAAGAUGAGAUGUGUUAUUCUAUUUGCAAUGCCGGAGAAGGAUAUGAUUCAUCACUUGUAUAUAUUCUUGAAACGAUUUGUCCUGGUUUGUUGCAUCCUCCUAGUGUUCACUUCAAUUAUGCUAUGUAACCAGUAGAUGUACUUGGAUAUAUAUUUUGGUUGGGAUACAUUAGCUUUAUUUUCGAUCCAAUCAUCUCAAGGGACAUGUCACUUUGGAGUGCACGAUCUGAUUAGUGCGAGUCGUUGGAGCCAUGCAUGCAUGCGUCAGAAUUAAGGAUGUGUCGUGUUCUAAAUUUGUAAUUAGUUUAGGCUCCACGAGAUCCUGCUCCCUCCAUAAACUAUAACGGCUCGAUGUGGUUACCGCACCAACCAGCUUCUUCAACACCCAUUCAAAUCAUAGCCAAGACGGCCAGCUUCGCCUCCCCUCCCACACCAGCCAUGGCCCAACCGGCAGCACCAGCAGCUCCACCGAUGAGUUCACCAGAGAGUGCCACCGCGAUCGCCACCGAGAGCUCACCAGAAGACGCCCUAUCCGGAGAGAGCCUCAAGGACUUCAUAUCCUCGCUCCCGUCAAGGGAGGGGUGGGCGCAGCCGCUCAUCCGGUACAAGGGCUACUGGUUCAAGCCGGGGAUCCUGGAGGGGGUCCUGCACGCCAGCCGGGCCUUCGCGCCACGAGCCGCCGACAUCGUCCUCGCCACGCAGCCCAAGUGCGGCACCACCUGGCUCAAGGCCCUCGCCUUCACCAUCGUCAACCGUUCACGCCACAGCCUCGGCGCCCACCACCCGCUCCUCACCCACCACUCGCAGCACCUCGUGCCGUUCAUCGAGAUCCCUGGCGCUGCCGGCGGCCAUGUUGACCUCGGCGCACUCCCGUCCCCGAGGCUCCUCGCCACGCACAUGCCCAUGUCGCUGCUCAGGCCAGAGACGCGGUCGCUUGGGUGCCGGGUCGUGUACCUAUGCCGGGACCCCAAGGACACGCUCGUCUCCAGGUUGCACUUCGAGAACAAGCUGGUGGCGUGGGGCGGCGGCGCCUGCCUGUCGAUAGACGACGCCUUCGACAUGUUCUGCGAGGGGUUCUCGCCCUACGGCCCCUUCUGGGACCACUGCCUCGAGUACUGGGAGGAGAGCGUGGCGAGGUCGGACACCGUCCUCUUCCUCAAGUACGAGGAGAUCAAGUCGGACCAGAUGCAGGUCGUGAGGAGGCUCGCGAGGUUCCUCGGCGUCCCGCUGACCGAGGAGGAGGAGAGGUCCGGCGUGGCGGAGGAGGUUGCGAGGAUGUGCAGCUUCGAGACGCUCACGGGCCUAGAGGUGAACCAGGUCGGCGGCGUCAGUCACGGGAAUAAAGUUCACGUUGAUAACUCCGUGUUCUACAGGAAGGGCGAGGUAGGGGACUGGGCGAACCACAUGAGCCGCGAGAUGGGGGAGAAGCUCGACCGCAUCAUCCAGCAGAAGCUCCAGGGGUCCGGGCUUGUGUUUUGAGCAAGUGUCAUCUGUCAUCUGUUGUGUUUUUCCUUUCCACUCUGCUUCUUCUUGUUGGGGAGAGCCCUAUGUUGGUUAUUGUGGUUUAAUUAUGGGAAUAAGAAUUAAACAGUCAAGCA
Triticum aestivum (bread wheat) is the source of this 1660-nucleotide messenger RNA. Its product is annotated as cytosolic sulfotransferase 5-like. Bases 414 to 1541 code for a protein of 375 amino acids. The transcript has a single exon. Gene Ontology annotation, molecular function: sulfotransferase activity. The record is from RefSeq and is a predicted model, not a curated record. NCBI's taxonomy places the organism in Eukaryota, Viridiplantae, Streptophyta, Magnoliopsida, Poales, Poaceae.